UACAGUGAGCUGCAGUCAUGCUGUUGAACACUCUGCUCAUAGUGUUGAGCUCACAGUGUGUCUGGGCCAGAAAGUCCGAACCUUCUUUUAAUGAGGCAGAUGCAGGUUUGUUCAGGGGAUCAGAUAAAUAUGACUUUGCCAUCGAGGUUCCUGCUGCAGAGAUGGAGUGUUUCUGGCACUUUGCCCACCAGAGUGGAAGCUUCUACCUGAUGUACAUGGUACAGUGGGUAACAGGGAUGGCCAAUGAUCCCCGGCUAUUUGUGACAGUCAACUCACCACAGGGCGUUCUCAUGGCAUCAAAGAAUGAGGCUGUUGGUCAAUUGAAUUUCCAGACUGAGGUGACAGGUUUUUACCGGAUGUGUCUCGGGAACCACAACAACAAGUUUGGAGGGAUCAGGGUCUUUAUGAACUUUGGUGUCAUCUACGAAGGCUUUGAGGAGUCAAAGGGAGAGAUGGAGGAAGGAGAGAAAGUCCUCAACAGCACUUUGACAGAUAUUGAGGAGAGUGUACAGAAGCUCCAGAAUCAGAUCUUCCACAUAUGGCGUUAUUACAACUUCGCCCGCAUGAGGAAAGGAAAGGAUCACUACCUCGUACUCUCCAACCUCAACUACGUCACUUGGUGGUCGGGGGCCCAAAGCUUCAUCAUCCUCCUGUCUGGAUACCUGCAGCUCCUCGUCCUCAAAAGACUCUUCCACACAGACUCUAGCAGACCACGAUGCUGAGAGUAGAACAUCCAAACAUCUAGAUCACUGCCCUGAACCUUUGCCAUGAUUUAAAUUUUCCCAUAGCAGAUUUAUAUUGAUACAUUUUUGGAAAAGACAAGUCUGAAGAUAUCUAUCUAAAGAUAGAAACUGGAAUUAAGGAUGUCUCAACUCAGUUUUCUUGCCCUCGAUCCUGAUUCAUCCGAGUCAUAUGAUAUCAAGUAUCUACCAAUAAAAAUCCAGAUCCAAUACUUCCUAGAUAAUACAGUUGCACAGUGCAUCUUAGGUACAAUGUAAAAUCAAUACAAUGUAUGCUUGAUGAUUAAAUUAAAGUUCUGCAGUGCAUUAAGAAAUAAACUGCCUGUAAACAAACUAAGAUUUAUCUUUUUACAGAACUCUUAUCAAUUCCACCUAAUGCAGCACUAUGUAAACCAGACUGACUGAUCAAAGCAGCACUCGAACAGUAACUCCCUUGUGUUCUACCAGGUAGAAUUAAAAAUUGACGAUGAAAAUGAUGAAACAUGACUCUGUUUUCAUCAUAUCAUGGUUGUUUUAAUUAAAUCAGCUUCAAAUUAUUCAAAUCACUCGGUCAUUUAGCACUCUAUUUUUCAACUCACAUGCAUUUUCAC
This is a messenger RNA of Larimichthys crocea (large yellow croaker), 1330 nucleotides long. Its product is annotated as transmembrane emp24 domain-containing protein 6. The record is from RefSeq and is a predicted model, not a curated record. NCBI's taxonomy places the organism in Eukaryota, Metazoa, Chordata, Actinopteri, Sciaenidae. The coding region runs from base 18 to 722 and encodes 234 amino acids. The transcript has 4 exons.